This is a messenger RNA of Thermothelomyces thermophilus ATCC 42464, 1641 nucleotides long. RefSeq lists its product as uncharacterized. The record is from RefSeq and is a predicted model, not a curated record. Gene Ontology annotation, cellular component: cytoplasm. Gene Ontology annotation, biological process: protein import into nucleus. The transcript has 3 exons. Lineage: Eukaryota; Fungi; Ascomycota; Sordariomycetes; Sordariales; Chaetomiaceae. Bases 96 to 1442 code for a protein of 448 amino acids.
UUUUUUUUUUUUUUUUCAGUUCCGCCCUGUCAAGGCACCGUCGGGCCUCCCCUCCGAACCGACCCGUCGCAAACCGGGAACACGUCGAUCCAACCAUGGCAGGCCUUCCGCCACACACCAUUCAUGUAAAACGGAAACGUGGCAACGAUGAAGACGCUGUCGAAUUUCUGCGCCUCGAGGAGUCCAAACGAUCGCGCUCGAGUGAGGAGGGUGGCUGGGUCUAUCAGCUCAAGCAGACUAUCGGCACACGCACCGGUCCAGCGGUUGAGCCUUCGUCUCCGGGAAUUCCAGUGAUACAAACAAGUCGAGCAGGCGAUGAGAAUCGGCGGCCCAAGCGCCCGCGCCAGCAAGGUGAGCCUCCUGUGAAGGACGAUGCCACAGCACCAGGAGCCGCACCAGCACCGUCCGCGGGGCCUGAGAACACAGCGCCAACCACGAGUCAUCCGGCCCCUGACCGCAUACGCCGUUUCCACCUGUCAAAGUCCCACUCGCCCCAGCCGGCUGCUGGCGUGUCCAAGAAGCGUGCGGUGCCCGCUGUGUUUGUCGAGCGGGGCGCAAAGAAACAUCGGGAGACGCUGAAGGCUCUGAUCCAGGAACAUGGCGUGGCCCCGACAGGGCAAUCGAAACCCGUGGAUAGCUCGCGGCCCCCGGAGCCCUCGGAGCCUCGAAAUGGAGAGACGCCUGCCGUCCAGCAGCCCAGCCCGGUCAAGUACAAGCGGCCAGGUACCAGGGCCUGCACUCAGGCCGCCAAGAAUAAGACGCUUCCCCCGUCCAUGCAGCAGCGAGAAGACAUUGAUAUGGACGAACUUGCUCGAGCCAUGGACAGCUGGACAGUCGAAGAGAUCAACAAGAACCUAGAUAGGGUGAAAGCAGAAAGCACCACCUCAAAAUACAGCCCGGCCACGUCGCGCUUCAAACCGAAAGCGCCAAAACUGCGCUAUUUCGAGCGCCAUCCCGAGUCUGUAGCUGCGAAACAGCGUGGGGAUGCCGUAUCGCAGGCGCCAUCCGGAACCGCGGCCAUGAGCGUGGACGCCGCAGCAGAAGACACGACCGACGAGGAAGACUACGUGCUGGAGACGUACGAGCGUGUUCCCGCCGAGCGGUUGCGAGAGCAGGCGGUGCCGUCGCAUCGCGUCGGUCUUCUGGUGUUCGAUACCGAGCCCGACAUGGUCGAGUUCUUUUACGGCACCGAGGGCGACAGCGAUGACGACCUGCCGGAGGACGAAGAAGAUGAGAAUGCGGAAAACUACUACACGGCAGACUAUCCGGAAGAGGAACUCGACUGGGACGACGAAUUUGACCGGAAUCCGUACACCUAUACAACACAAAAUGACUCGGAUAGGGAGGAGUACGAUUUGCGAUACUUUGACGACGAAGACAACUGGCACGACGACGAGCAGUACGGCAGCUUUGCUAGGCGAAGUGAAGAAUGGCGGCCGUAAUCGAAACAAGCCAGCGUCGUAGGCGACCAUACCGUCGUAGGCAUGACGUUUGCUUCGCUCCUAAAUGCAUAGCCAAGUGUAGCGCUCGGUGACUCUUGCUUUGCACAUGGUUACACUUCGGAGACUACGAUUCCCCCCUUGGCUCGCGCUAAACCCUAGGAAGCUCUAUACUCCCUAAACCUUCUAUAGCGCCUCCUAC